This is a messenger RNA of Acanthaster planci (crown-of-thorns starfish), 3307 nucleotides long. RefSeq lists its product as uncharacterized. Lineage: Eukaryota; Metazoa; Echinodermata; Asteroidea; Valvatida; Acanthasteridae. The record is from RefSeq and is a predicted model, not a curated record.
CACCCAAAGGAUACCAUUCUUCCGAUAGUUUGAUCAAAAAUUUGAUUGUUUGGAUCGGGGUGUGAUAAAGCCUGCACUUGUACUGAUGCGAUUCUACAGCGUGCAGCCAUGGAGUCGGGUCGCCGUUUCUGCGCCGCGCUAGCCGGCGCAAGGCUGCACGGUGCUCCCGGCCAAUCAACUGAGCUUAUUUAUGAUACUAGGCCUAGUGCUCUUACAAUGUACCUAGGCCUUUGUUUCAAAAAUAAGAACUGACCACACACGGUCUGACGGUUAACAUCAUGAAGUCUUGAUGCAAUCAGCAGUAGUACACCGUUAAGCCUGGGUUGAUCGUUGUCGGGGUUGUCGUGACUGUAGGCCUAGGCAUCAUCCUCCUUAAAGAAGAGAAAAGCUGACAGCAUCGUCAGUGACAGGACUUCUAUGCCAAGGAAAAUGUCAGUCCAGGAACUACCUGUAUCUCCCACUCCAAUGAGGUCUCAAGAGCUGCUGCCCUCAUCGUCGCAGAGACAUGGAACCAGUCAGCAGCCAUCCACACAGUCCGACCGGGCAUCUUUACAAAACUGCCCAUUGCACUUGCCAGUCAGCGAUGCAUGCCAACGAAAGCCUCAGGUGUAUUUAUCAAGUAUGUUGCCCUUACAUCAACAACAGCCCCCCUCAACGGAAAAUCAGUCGGAGUCCCCUCCGAGCAAGUCGCGCCAGGCCAAGACUUGUUUAUUGUCUCUGCAGGGUCCCAAUUCCAUGUCUCCGCUGAAGGCGUUUGCGUGUUCCCAGUCCCAACCCUUGCACAGCCAAGGGCUGCCGCUUCCCUCUGAGACAUCCGGACCGACACCACUCGUUCCGGACGCCCUCGUGGCCCUGCCGGCUGACCUCCCCGAGCGAACCUGUCCGUCCCCUCACACCUCGGGGAUGGUCAACUCAGUCCGAGAGCAGUCACGGCGAAUCACCGAGGACAUCAAGGCCAUCGAGGAGCGCUGCCAGUACUUCUAUGCGGACCUCCCUCGCACCUGCGCCAAGCCGGCGGUCCCCGUCCAGUUCGCUUACCUCGGGGAGGGGACCAGUGAGACUUCCCUCAUCGUUGCAAUGAUCGAGGCUGUCUUGAAGAAGAUGAGCCGGGUGACGAGGAGCGUGGUCCAACUGAAGGAGCACAUUUGUCACUGGGACAACAGCGGGGCCACUAUGAUAGACGAGAUUCUGGCCGAGUAUAAAAAGAAUGCCAAAGGAAUGAAAAUGAUGCAGGAAUGCAUUGUUGGUGCUCGCAAGGCUAUAGAUGAAUUCUCUGAAUUCUGGUCAGACAAGGACUCGGAAGAUUCCUAGCCCCCCCCACCGGUCAGGUUUUCCCCGCACUCCUGUUGUUAACUUCAGGAUCUAAGAUAUUUCCCUCUAAAAAUCAGGUUAGAACACUGCUUGGCUUUGUUUCUACCUCAGUAUAAACUGAAAAGUGUACCUCCUCUGUUGUCAGGCAUGAGAGCUUCAGUCAUUUGCAUGCCCAAGUUUUGUGGGUGCCAGAAAAUCUCUAAAAAACAGAGUAACCUGCCAAAGAGAAUUUGAAAUAACUGCGAAAGCACCUUGCUUGUCAACAGGUGGUAUGCGUGUGUGAGACGCCUUUCAUUUUAAUAGGGUGUGCUCUUUUGACGUUAUAGUCGUGGUUUUCCUACAAGUGGCUACUAGAACUGUGGUUGACUGUCGGUACAAAAGUGAAAGAAUAAUUCACAGAGUGGGAGAUUCCACGCAGCUAUCAGAACACUGGAUGACAAUACAUGUACUGCUAACUUUUAAAUGAAAAUACAAACUAAUUUUAAAACUAAUGGGAAAUACAGGUACAGGCACAUGUACGUCAAUUUUGAACAAAUUGGAGGUAGAAGCAAAAGCCAACCAAGUGGUCAUAUUUCUGCAAAAUUUCCAAAUUUUUUUGGCCCUCCCCCAAAAAAUAAGCUCUUCAAAGAGGCAAGACCAUUUAAAAAACAAAGCACCUGAUGUCACAGCAGUUUGAACGUUGUUAGCACAUGCCUGCUAGUGUAGACGUACAGCUGCUCUAACUCCACCCCCAGGCUUUAUUUGCAAGGGGCCCUUGUCAGUCCUCCAAAAUCCUCCAAUUUGGGGGGAUGAAAAAAUUAGAUUGUCCCUCACUGCCCGAAAUCCUCCAAAAGUUCUUGGAAAUUUUACUUGGAGGUGUGCCUACUGCCUCAAUCCUUCAAAAUCCUCAAUGGCAAUCCCUGUCAUUAUGUAGAGGCAGUGCCAAUGGCAUUCUUGAGCAGUGCAGUUGACUCAAAGGAAAUAUUGGGCUGAAUUCGUGCAAGACUAAGCAAAAACAGCACAAGAUCUAACCCAUGGCCUUCAUGCAUGGCAUCUUUUGCAAUAUGCUACACACUUGCCAUUCAACCUCAAUCCAUCAAAACUGCCUGAAGGAUUUUGGAGGAUUGAGGAGGGUAUAGGGCUAAUAGGGCCAACCUUGUGCAAGUGUUGGUCAGGUGUAGCAUUGUUCUUGAAUGACCUCCAUGUACAUGUACUCCUGACAAAGAGGGCGCUGUUGCCAUGAUGUCACUCAGGGAAGACACUAUAGUAUUCAGUCCACAGUUGCUGUUCAAAUCGUGAACCUAAAACAUGGCGUGAAAUUACGGUCGGACUUCAACAGUUACUGACCACUUUUAUUUGUCUGAGGAAAUGUAUUGUUGAAAGUCUCCAUCCAACCUGUAUUGUUUUAACUCUGAUUUUUGUCCUUGUGGUAUUCAAAAUGCCAUUCAUAAAGUAACAUUCAUCCUUCUCGUACAUGCAAGCAAUGCCAACUGCCACGCUUUUAUGUUCCCUGUGGGAAAUCAUUUCUUAAACUCUAGGAACAUUUUGACGAGCAACGCACCACAGAUUCCCGAAACCUCCACUCCCUCAAAACUAAAAACAGUUUAAUGCAUACAUGUAUUUGCAAAUAAAUUGUCUUUUUUGAUCAAUGUAGUGGAUCUUUAGCUUGUUAAUAGUCGUAAUAAUUUUUUGUCGGCUUUCUAUUUGAAUUCCUGAAAUAAUCAACUCCCCCAUCCUUUGUUUUUUACAAUGUAUUCUAAAACUCUUUCUAGACAGAAAAUAAAGUGCAUCGAAACACUUUAUAAAAUGAAGCAAGAGUUUUGCCACAUUUCUGCUUUCAUCACACUUUUUCAUUUGGCACAAAAUAAAUUGCAAGAAUUGCAUCAAGUGAAAGUGCAUGUAGUUUUAAUAGUCCAUCGGUUAAUCUGACCAGAUUCGAGUUUACCGUUACAAACACGAUGUACAUGAACCAUUUUGUUGAGGUGUUCAAUAAACAGAAAAGUGGUCUUGAAACGUG